AAUGUCAUAGUACUCAUAUUCCUUGGCUGUCUCUCCGGCCGUUACAAUGUCCUUCUCCGCUCGCCUGAUUCCCACCGUUACCAGAGCUGUUUCUCCCAGCUUUGGCCACCGUGCCUCUGUAUGUAAAUAUAUCGUUUCUCAUUUAAAAAAAUAAUUUAUUUGGAUUAACUUAUCUGCGGCUACAUAUUAUACGUAGUUGUUUUAGGGUCGCAUUCCUUAUUCCAGGCCCACUAAGCCCACUUCACUAUAUUAUAUAUUUACGGUUUACCUUUAUAAUAAACAAGGGCCUAAGGCCAAACCGGGUGCAGUUUUUUUAAACAGUCCGACUAUUUUGAUAAAAUACCUUUUGGGUCCAAGUGCUAUUAUAAAAAAAGAAUUAACUGUUAAAAGUUAAAGUUUACUGAUUUAGUGUCACUAUUGGCUUGGCAAUCCUCCGAAGUCCAGUCCCAAAAAAGCCCAAAUUAUUUUGUCUUUUGUAUGAAAAAAAUUGUAAUGCACAGUGUUUAUAAAGUUUAUUAUUAUUAUUGUCGGUAAGAAAACCACAGAAAUUUCAGUCAUAGCUUUUGCAAAUAACUGUCACUUUACAAACCAGUCUGUAAAUACUAAAUACUGUAAUAGUAAUUGACGCAAAGCAUUUGCAAAUAGCAGCCGAAAACAUUCUGCUUGUGACUGUUGCGCCACUGAAAGGCCCCCAAGUAGCUGGCAAACAGACCGCGACUAGUUCUAUUCUGAUAGCGGAGUUUACGUUUCGCUUGCAUCCAAAGUCCUUCAAAUAGUUUAUGUGUGAAUGUCCUGGUCUACUUGAUCAACAAUUUCACGUGUGUGCACAAUGACAGCGUGAGCAUAAAUCCCGUUGUUGAGCUGAGCGCCAUUUUGAUAUCCUCGCCAAGCGUCCGUGACGAUAGUUGUCCCUGGUAACACAUGAUUAGUGAUAAUGUGCUCCAGUGUUUGUGCAUCUCGACGUCCAACAACCUCCAUCCAACAUCACCCACUGUCGCAAACAUGAAUUUCCAAACAAAAAGAUGCCUAAGAAUUUUAAGUAAGGAGUAUUCAUUGGAAAUAAUUUGGGACCGGACUUCGGAGGAUUGCCUUUAAUUUCUAUAAUCAAUAAUCUUAAUUAAUGUAUGCCUGCCUAACUUCUUAUUUUAUAUACCGGUGCUAUAUACUAUUAAUGUAUACCGGCCUUUAAACAAUAGACCUACAGACAGUCCUAUGACCUGCCUGCCAGCCUUAAAAAUUAGGCCUACCUUAAAAGAUAGGCCUGCCUACAGACAGUUUCUGCACCCUACCUGCCGGCCUUUAAACAAUAGUCCUACAGACAGUCUUGCACCCUAUCUUAUCUGCCGGCCUUUAUUGAUUUAAAUGAUUACUGUAAUAUAAUAGUCCCCUCCUCCUAUAGAAAAGAAAAAUUUAACUAUUGACCUGAGCUCACUGCAUGACAGUGACAGUCUUUAUUUUACUCAUUACUACUGAAGUCUGUCUUUUUUUUUUUUUAUAUACUAGUGAAAUAAUUUAUUAUAAAUGUCUUGUGUUCAAAUUGUCUUAUAAAUGUGCUGAAAAUGUAUAAUGCAAUCAUUAAAAAUUUCAAUUUGUUUGGAUCAAUAAAAGAAUCUUAUAUAAAAUGUGGAGUUGAAAGGGUCGUUUUGAUGAGGAAGCAGGACACACUAGAAGAAAAAUAUAUAUAUAGGAGAUUAACCCUUUAUAACAUAACUGAUGUGAAUGAAAGUGAUAAUUAUUAAAUAACAAACUUUCUUUAUCCAUACAUGCCAACCUGUGGAAUGAAAAAAUUGUACAGAAAAAUGAAAACUUGAAAAAAGUAUAAUUUAUAACUUUUUUCAUAAUUUGUGUCCAUGCUAUAUUUUGAAUACAUAGAUAAAGAUUUUCUCAUCCCCAUUAUCUAUUUUUUUUAGCAUGUUUACAUCAUUUACAAAUGGGUAGAUAGCAUUUUUAAAAAUUGAAAAUAGCUGGUUUUAAGUCUUAUUUUCGUCAUUUUUAGUAUUUUUUCACUGGAUAAUAAUAAUAGUGUUUUGUAAAAAUGGACUCUGAUGAUGAAUUUUAUAGCAAUUUAGAUGUAAUUAGACUUAAUUCUUUGGUUAAUUAUGCUUUCUUUGGUUAAUUAUGCUAGCUAUGGUAAUACAGAUUCCUGUAUUAAAUUAACAAACAAAUGUAUCGUCUUGACAAAGCUACAGAAUUCAGUUUACCGUAAUUAAACCUCAUUUUCACUGUACAUACUGGAGGAAAAUGUCAUGAGGAUAGAAGUGCUUUUAAAAAUCCUAUGGGCUUUGUGGAUAGAAUAGAAUAUUAUGUCAAAUGUGAAGUUUCCUGCAAGAGAUAAAUAAUAUUACAAAGAUAUGUCCUACAUUUUUCACUGAUGCUGGCUUUGAAUAACAUAUAGUUAUACAGUGGAGAAGAGUAUGCUCACUUUUUGUUUUAGAAAGCGUUAGGACGUUAAAUUAAGCCAUGCCAUAUUAAUAAAUAUGAAUGAAUAAUUCUAAAUUUAAUUAUUUUUGUAAAAAUUAAAAGAGCACAUCCCUAACACUGAAGUUUUUGUAAUGAAUUGUACAAAAGGAUUUGUAAUUUUGCUUUACUACUGAAAGUAGUUACUACCGUACUGCACUGUCUUAGUAUUAAAGAAUGAUAAAAAGGAAUGUUCACUCAGUUUCUAAAUUUAGAUGACCAAUGAGAUUUAGCGCUUCCUGUUUGUCUUGUCUUGUGCCAAAAUAUUUCUUCUCUAAUUCCAGUAACAACCUGUACAAAAGCCUGGCACACAUAUAAAAGUAGGGAUAAACCGUACAGGUCGGCAUGUAUGAUUUAUCACACAUUAGGUCAUUGGUGGUUUCAGCUGAAUUACAUUUAUGCCCUGAGACUUUUAUGAGACUGACCUAUGACUGCCUAACUAUACUGAUACUAUGACUAAUGUCAUAGACUAAGUAUCAUUUAUAUAUUUUAUGUUGAAUUUUUAUUUCAGAGCCUCCCAAGAUCAUCACCAUCUAAAUCUUUUCUUUGCGCUGCAUCUGCUAGCAGCAGCUCUAAGAAUGAUUCAACUCAGCCACUUAAGCCUGAAAAUAUAACAAAGUCUGCACCACGAAGUAAGGCUUAAUAAGGAUGUUAUGGAGUUUAUACAUUUUAGUGUUUCACUUUCAAUUAUUAGAAUUACCUUAGUGUCUACACUGAGCUACCAUGAUGAGGGAUGAUGGGUUAUAUUAUUUCAUUUAGGCGGCCUAAUGCUGAUAGGCUGCAUGCACUACAAAAAUGAAACAUAAUUUUGAUUAUGUAAUGUUGAUUUUUAAUUUCUAAGUUUUGCAAUGUAUUGGUCACGUUUUAGUGCCAUAAGUAAUUAAAUUAUAAGAAAUGUAUUGUCCUGAAUUUUUAUACUUAACAGGAGGUUAUUACAAUUUUAAAAAAGAUUAAUUUAUACAAUAAUUAGUAAUAGUAAUUUAAGAAUGUCAGUGAAGCUUAUUUUAAAUAAUUUAUCUGUUUAAAACAGUCUCUUAUUUUUCUUCACAGUAAGCAAGUCAAAGACAGCAGAAGCCCAGAGAGAACAACGGGAAAUAGAAAAGGGGGACACGUACAAAGCCGGAGAGACCUUCUACAGUUUCAAUUCCUAUAGCUUUUAUGAUAUUGAAAAUGACAUGCACCCUCAUCGAAUCCCACAGCCUGCUUCCAAUAAGGCAUAGUUUUUUUGAUUCAACUAUUGUGAAUUUGUUAAAGUUUUGUUUCCUAUAACUAUCAGUUCUUUGCUUUUCAGUUUGUUACACUGGUUAAUAUUUUCCUUACAUGGGAAAGAAAGCUGUCUAAUUAACUUAUAACAGCUCUUAGUCCUUAAAUAUUCUUAACAGAUUCUGAUACUUGCAGGCAUACCUUCCCAAUGCAGAAUCUUAGUGGCUGGACAAAGGUUUUUAAUUUCUAACUGUCUUAGCAUAGAAGUGCUGUAUUGAACAUAGUACUAAGCUUUAUAAAUCUUAAUUAACUUACACAUUCAUAAACGAUGAUCUAAAACAAGGGUAUUGUGACAAAAAUAUGUAUAAGCGAAACAAAGAACAAUUAUAGACAACCUCAUAUUGAUUAUUUUGCAGACUAAGUUUUGAAAACCCUGGUGGAUUUAACUUUUUUAAGCAAAUAGUAUUUUAAAAGAGACUGUAUGUAAUAUUUUGAAUAUAUUGACGCUUUCUAUUAUUAUUUUUAUUAUUAAGGUAGUUUUAAAAUGGUAAGGCCUUAUAAAUGUUUAGGUAUUAUUUUUAUUCUUGCAUUUUAAGAGCAAAUCAUUUUUUUUAAUUAGAGAAUAUUUUGUUGAAUAUUUUGUAUUCGACUGCAGGAAUUGCAAAUGUACAUAAUAUACUGUAUAUACAUUGUUACAAAUAAAAUAGAAUGAUAGUGUUUUAACUUAAAAAUUUAAGAUACAAAUAUUCUGAGAAUUUCAUGUGUACAUAUUUGUCAGUUUGAGAAAAUAAUUUGUUUAACCACUUUUCUUUUGUAAAUUCAGAUUACAAUUAAAACUUACUUAUUAAAUUGUUUAAUUUUUUUGUUUCUUCCUGUUACCGGUACUGUUAAGAAAAUUGUUUUUUUGUUAAACAUAUUAACUGACUUUGCUAGUACACUGCUAUGGCUCCAAUAAACAGUUGGGCUUUCUUUCUACUUCUACAGUUAAAUCUACAUCAAAAUGAGUUUGCGUUUAAUACUGAUACAUUUUAAAAAAUCUACAUUGUAAUAGUAGAGUAAAUUUUUUCAUAUGUUAAUUGGUUAAGCUAAAAAUUCAAAUAAUGCAAUUCCCUUAUAUUACUAUUACAUAUAUUCACCUAAUAAAGCUUAUUUCAGAAUUAGUUCAUCUCCCUUUAUUUCAAUAUUUCUCCCAUCGCCUUUAUUUCCAGAUGUCCCUAAUGGAAUGAUUUUAAAACAUAUUUUGCCAUUUUAGAAAGAAAGGGAUUAUUCAGUAAACAAUUAAAAAAUGUUACAUUUAUUGUAAUGUAAUACAACAUAUUACAGUUAUAUUGAAGCAAAUUCAUAACUUUAUGGUUAAAUGUAUUUGGUUUUAACUUUAUCACAAAUAUGCCUUAAAUUUAUUCCAGGAGAAAGUAUAUUGCACAGAAGUGAAGCCAAAGCCAGGUAUAACUAGAACAUGAGUGGAUGGGUAGAAUUUAAACAAUUUAAAAAAAAUUAUUUUGAAAAAUAAAUAAAAUCACCUUACAACUUAUAGGCUCAGGCAAAAUAUAUUAUUGUACCAAUCACCCCAAAAUGUCUGCUAUUGCUUGCUUAGUACAACUUGAUGCAUGGUAGCCAGUCAAAAGUCUGUCAAGUUCUGUUAUAUUUUCCAAACAUAAAUCAAAAUCGGUCUUCAAUAUUAAAAUUAAAAAGGGUAUAACUUAAUCAAGCAAAGUUAAGUACCGUAUAUAAUUGACUGCAAGUAAAAUUAUUUAAUAAAUCUUAUUUAAAGGAUUAAAAUUGUCAAGUUAAAAUUUGUAGGUUCAAGCCUAUUAGUAUUAGUAUUAUUAACAUGAUCACGGCCAAGCCAAAUGUUUGAAAUAUUAUAUCUACCAUAGUAAGGAUUUCACCACGCCGAUUCAAAAGCAAUAAUUCCUAUACUGGUACAUAAUAGCAGGAAAAGGAUAAAUACAAAAUUUAUUUUUGGAACCUACCCUUUUUAUCAUGAGGGUAAUAUCAAGGAGACUGCAAUUUAAGCUGUGUGAAGGAAAUAUUAAGAAAAACGAUUAUAGAAGCUUACAAAUGUAAAAUAUCCAAAAUGUAAAGAUGUUUGUGCUGAACUAAAAUCCCUUCUUUUAAAAACUAAAAAAAAAAGAACUAGGAAAAUAUGGUUCAGCUUUUAAAGAAAAGGAGCUUAAGAUGUCGUGUCAUUGUUUUGUUUUAUAUUUCAACUGGAGCUUCAAGAAAUCUUUUUCUUUAUAUUCCCAUUUUUUCUCAAGAGCAAGCCAAUUUUAUUUGCUCUUGCAUGCAAAAAUUUUUUAGAGCUGAGUUUGAAAAUUCAUCUUUAUCUGCACAUCAAUUAUAUUGUACUAUUUAAAAUGUUUAUUAUAUUCACAACAUACAAGUUGCAAUAUUAAUGGUUAAAAAAAAUGCAGUGGUUCUCACCCUAAUGCCGCAACCUCUAGGCAGUUUCUCAAGUUGUGACUCCAAACCAUGAAAUUAUUUUUGUUGCUACAUCAUAAAUAUGUGUUUUCCGAUGGUGUUAGGCGACCCCAGUGUAAGGGUCAUUCAAUCCCCAAAGGGGUCACGACCCACAGGUAAAGAACCGCUGUUAAAGGAAAAUUUUGGGGAAGAUCAAAGAGUUAUGGCCCCUGGUAAAUAAUCUUUGAAAAUGCUUAACAAAUGCAUUUUGAGCUAUAACAACAUACAUAUCAGAUAUAUAACAAAAAUUAAUCAACAAAUUAGUGAUGAGGACACUUGAAACACUUUUUAAAAAAAAACAGUUUGCUGUUUAUUUGCACAGUAAUAGCAGAGGAAAUACCUCCAUACUGGUAUUGUACAUAAUCAGUUGUUAGAUACAUAAUAAUUAAUAAUAUAUUAUUAUGUAUCUUGAAAUAAAUAAUACCUUUCUAAACAAAAAUAUUUAAUAAUUUGUUUUCGGUUUUUACUUUGUUUCAAUUAUAAUAAUGAACUUAUUUUCUACCAGUUGUAGUUCCCGAGCCACGUCGUUUGUUACCAGACCCAUGGGGGUAUUUAAAAGAAUGUAAGUUCAUGUUCCGCUUUCAGUGAUACACUUCCAAGUAUAAGACUUCUACUUUUACUUUUUUUUUGGAAGUUCGUAGAGUCACAUUAGGAAAUAAUUGGGGCUUAAAUUUUUCAUUAAUAAAGCCCCUUUUAGCUCUAUCAAACCUUUUUAAUUUCUUUAAAAGCUGCCAUAGACUUUCUUUAUGGAAGUAGAAGAGUAAAAUCUGAUUGCAAUAUAUAUAUAUAUAUAUAUUUUUAAAUUUAUAUUAUGGGUUUUUACUAUGUUUAAACUUAAAAUAUUUGUAUUAUUAUGGAUUUUCAAAGUGGCUUCUGGGAUGACCAUAGGCUCUGUUCUGGUAAGUCAAAUGCAAAAAACUGUUUAUUCUGGUUUUCUACAAAAUGCUCAUAUGCUUUGUCCAGUUACAAUCAAAUUUAUAAUGCUUUGUUUUGUUUUCAUUAUGUCAUCUCAUAGGGCCAAAUAAGAAGGAAAUCAAAGAACCAGAACAAGUAGAAAAACACUACUACCCUAUCGUUGAAACCAAAUACCACGUUACUCGUGAAUCUAAGAAAGACUUGUUUUUUAAAUCCAGAAUUCCUUUAUGAUGUCAAACAUCACAUGUUGCUUUCUUGCAGCUUUUCUCUACAGCUGGCAUAGUAGGAGAGCUGGAACUGGUACAUCCAUGCUGCUGACCUCUGGUCAGUGUUGAAAGGAGAAGGACAUAAGACUGGAAUACAGAAAAGCUGUUUGUAGAGGGUUUGCAGGCCAAGUGCAACCUUGACAGUAACUGUCUGUAAAGUAGCAUGGAUGGUCAGUUCCUAUGAACGAAGUAAAUCACAAGACAUCUAUUUUGAAGAAUUAUGUCUUACUGAUACAUUUGAAUGCAUAGUGUUGAGAAGUACGUAUUUGACUGUCGUUAAUCAUUGCUAAGAAUCUACACUGAUGUACAAUUAUAUUAUUAUAUCUUAGUGAUUUACAUGAAAAUUAUACUUGUAGAUAAUCUAUCUAUUAGUAUAUUUUUCAUAUGAAUUAAUGCCGGUCCACUUUGACCUACUGUAACUGGUUAUUAGCUUUGUGCAAUUUGACUUUCUUAUUUUUGGUCAUUGCUGGCAGUGAACAGUUGUAGCCCUGUCUCUUCAGAAAUCACUGAGCUUUCUUGACUCAAGUUGUUGAAGCUGAACGUAAAGACCAAAAAACCCCAACCAAAUCUUAAGGGACAUGAAACUGUAUAAGCCAGGCCAAGAAACAAACAAUAAACCAAAAAA
Molecule: messenger RNA, 7926 nt
Organism: Lymnaea stagnalis (great pond snail)
Lineage: Eukaryota; Metazoa; Mollusca; Gastropoda; Lymnaeidae
Source: the annotation of a GenBank genome assembly